Molecule: messenger RNA, 3055 nt
Organism: Anopheles cruzii
Lineage: Eukaryota; Metazoa; Arthropoda; Insecta; Diptera; Culicidae
Gene: Pex6
Exons: 2
Coding region: 1-2505 (834 amino acids)
Biological process (GO): protein import into peroxisome matrix
Cellular component (GO): peroxisomal membrane; cytosol
Molecular function (GO): ATP binding; ATP hydrolysis activity
Source: RefSeq, a predicted model, not a curated record
AUGAGUGAUAAACUUGAGAAAAGGGUGCGACUGUUGCUGCACAUUGCCAGAAUUCGCUUUCCCCGUUAUCCCGGAUACUUCCUUCCGGUGUAUGUGCUGCUGCAAGGACUGCGGAAGCUGUGGAAGGCUCUGAAAAUGCGAUCGUUAAAUUUUCACCUCCAACCCAUACCGAAUGGGCUGUUUGAGCGAUUGCAGGCAGACCAGCUGGUAAUUUCGGAACACACCCUGUUCGUUUGCCCGCUCGUUUUUCGCGAGUAUGUUGUGGAGCGUGAAAUAAAUUGGAUUAACCUCGCGCUAAACUUGGCCAAACUCCCGCCGACUGUGGCAUCCGAGGAAAACAAAAGCCUGAUUUCAAUCAUCCUCAACAAGCAGAACACGUCCGUGCUGUGCCAAAUAUGUCCUCAUCCAGGGGUGCCGCUGAACGCACUUUGGGUGAAGGAGAACAUGCUGGAGAAUCUGCGGGAACGCUACCAACGCGGUUGCCACUCGGUGUUCUGGGGCCGCCUACAUCGUGUGACGGACGGCCAGCAUUUGCCGGAAAUUGUCGCCAAAGCAAGCAUCUUCAUCUACCAAACACCGUACGAUCUGAGCACCGAUAUUGUGGACUUUGUGAUGGGCCGGUACUUCGAAACACCCAGGCUGUUGUACCGCAACCACACCUACCAGAUACCCCUGACGGAGCACUUUCUCGGUAACACUUUCUACACAAAGCAUUUCGGCAUCCUGGCCCACAUGAAGGCCUUAUGGUUCAAGUGUCUAAAUCUCGAUUCCGCUUCCGGUGCGUUCGAGAUGAGUGGUAUCGCGUGCAAAGGUCUCACGGCACUUCAGCAGACAACGACGUAUAAUAAUUUUUUGUUACCCGAACGGCUCGACGUAAUGGCACACCGGUCCCGGUGCCCGUUUGGGUUGCAAAAGUAUUUCGAUUCACUGCAUUCAUCAUUGCGGGCGUACCUCCGCGUUGAGAAUAAUGGUCUCGUCCAGAACGGCAUCUGGCCGGUGUUUAUGCUGCGUGGUGAACGAGGAGUCGGGAAGCGAUCGGUGCUUGACGCCGUGGCGGGCAAACUUGGUAUUCCGAUUUAUAGUGCCGAUUGCAGUGACAUAAUGACGGCGAUAAGCUCGCAAACCGAGACGAAACUGAGCAGCGCGUUCGGGAAAGCGAAAAUCUGUGAACCGCUCAUUAUUUGCUUGGAGAAUUUCGAAGUGUUUGGCGUCGACAACGAAGGAAACGAAGAGCAGCGCAUUACGGGUUCGUUUCAGGCGGAACUGACCACGCUCUUUACCGCACGCCACUACUCUCAUCCGAUCAUCGUCGUUGCGUUGGCAAAUCAGAAGGAAUCGAGUGCUCCGAAGCUAACUUCCCUCUUUCUCGAAGUGAUCCAGUUUCAACCUCCGAACGCGACCGAACGGGAAGACAUGUUGCGAUGGAUUUCACUCGGCCACAACCACCGGUUAGCCGGUGGUGCUCGCCAAAAGGUUGCCGAACAGAGCCAAGGAUUCACCCUGUCCGAUCUGGAGCUUCUGUAUGGCAACGCCCUCGAUGCCUGGCGUCAGUCGGGUGACGAAAACCUCAAGCUGACACACUUUGAAACAUCACUCGAACGAAUGCAAGCCUCAUUCUCGGACAGUCUCGGAGCGCCACGUGUACCACGGGUGCUGUGGUCGGAAAUUGGUGGUUUGGCAAAGUUGAAAUCCGAGAUACAGAACUCCAUCGGGCUUCCGUUGCGUCACAAGCACUUGUUGGGGAAGAAUAUGCGACGCUCGGGUAUCCUACUGUACGGUCCACCUGGCACCGGCAAAACACUUAUCGCCAAAGCGGUUGCCACGGAAUGCAACUUAAGCUUUCUGUCGGUGCAGGGUCCGGAACUGCUCAACAUGUACGUCGGUCAGAGCGAACAGAACGUACGGGAAGUGUUUGGACGAGCCCGGACCGCCUCACCCUGCGUCCUGUUCCUCGAUGAGCUGGAUUCCUUGGCCCCAAACCGGGGCGUUAGUGGAGAUUCGGGUGGCGUCAUGGAUCGCGUCGUAUCACAGAUGCUGAGCGAAAUGGAUGGUAUCUCGAAGGACCCCGGACAACAGAUUUUCAUCCUGGCCGCUACCAAUCGACCAGAUUUGAUCGAUCCGGCUCUUCUACGACCGGGGCGCUUCGAUAAGCUGCUGUAUGUUGGACCGAGCUGCACGGUGGAGGAAAAAGAAAGUGUGCUAAAGGCGGUAACUGGUCGUUUCCGGUUGGCAAACAGUCUAACUUUGCGCAAAAUUGCCGAGAGUUUGCACCAGGACAUGACCGGAGCCGAUAUGUACUCGAUCUGCUCGAAUGCGUGGCUCAGUGCCGUGCGCAGGACUGUUAAAGAAGCGAUCGCUGGAGAUUCGAUCAUUGAGGGUCUUGGAGCUGAUCAGGUGAUCGUCUGCGAAGAGGACUUCCGGGAAGCGAUGAAAAAGUUUAUACCCUCGAUCAGUCCCAGAGAUAUGGAGUACUUUAAUCGGUUAAAGGGUAACUUUGGCUCGUAAUGUGCUACGUGCGUUGAGCUGUGCGUCCGUGGACUGUCUAAGGGAAACAGGUUUUCUAAUGACGAUACCUUUAGGAAAGUAACGGGUUUGGUAAUGGUGCUAAGUUCCUGUUUGGCAAAACAAAGGAAAUGGAUCGUGAAACAGUGAUUGAAGAUUGUUUUAAUUCGUGAGAAAAUUAGCCUAAUUAGUUACAAGAGUUAGCGAAUAGCGCAGUGUUCUUUACAUAUAUUUUUAAUCUUCUUGCCGACAUGUAGAUUAUUUUGUAUUUUGUUAUUUCUUUUUUUACAUUGAGUCUACGAAAGCAGAAAUACGAUUCUUUUAAAAGAAAGGUUGAUCUCCUGGGUCUUGUCAAUCGUCUUGUCAACUUAAUACAAAAAUGUAUAAUACAACCUAGAAUGCAACUGAAACAUAAAAAACAUGCAGAAAACUCUUUUCUGCAAAUUGCAAAUUAAACAGCCAUUUGAGGGACACAUAAGUUUUGACACAGCCCCGCAAAAUAUUUCGUAGUAAAUCACGUUGUUUAACGAACGAGCAGCCGAAAACUAACAAA